AAGAAGGACAUGAUCACGGGAGUCCCAAUCAUGAGAGGUAAAAGUAUGGCACGACAACUAGUACACCUCUGUUGUCUACGGCUAUUUCAAAUAUUUUCCUUUUCCAGUGGUCUCUUGGUCCUUAUCGUUGCUGCUGCUCCCUUCCAGCACAAAGUGCCAAAUGCUGGCGGCUACCCCCAAAUUCCGACGCUGCUCACAGGGGCAAAAGCAGGUGAACCGCCGUUCAUACCUGCUGGGUUUCAACAACACAAUGGUGUCAAUAAAGGUAGCAACUUUCUGAAGGCAGGUCCCGGUGAAUAUCGUGGCGGUCAUCUUCCACGUCAUGAUCAAGGGCAUAUUAAUAUGGGUGGACAACAAGAAGGUCCACCCUUAAGCGCUAGAGCCGCGUCUUCGCCGAUAGGAGCUUCACCAAGGCAACAUGGUUUGGUUUCCCCCGCAGGGCUCAUUUUCUCUCCACGAAACAACAACAGUACCAACAACUUUGCUGUUUCUUCGCCUUCUACGUCUUCCUCCGGAACUGCAAGAAGUCUCUUUAAUAGCCUCUUGAACUGCUGUCAACAGCACAAUGGAGUUCUUGGAGAUGUCGAAGAGGAAUGCGGAGCAAAUGGCGUUGAUGGAGGUGGCGCUUCAUCUGGAGGUUAUACUGUUCCGGUUUCUGCUCCUCCUGCUCCUGCCGUGGCGGAUCCGACGGAUAUGGCUAUUGUAACUGCUUUUGUUUUCAAUUUCAUUGAAGCGCAGCUCCUGUUUACCUACGACGUCCUCAUGUUGAUAGGUGAAAGCCGAAUUCAUACUACUUAGCUCUCAAGCGCCCAUGAGAUCUCCUCAUCUUCAUCUUCAUGCUCUAAACAUGCAGUUCUGCCAGCGAAGAGUUACAACGUCUACGGCGAAGACGUUUCACGUGGCGUAUCUACGGCCUAUCAGCAAGGAGCGACAUAUCUAGAAUUACGAUCUGGUCAUCAUAUGAUCUAGAAGUAUGAUAUGCAUUGUUGUGGGGGAGCAUCAUCGUACUUACGUGGAGUCUCUCAAACAGAGGCCGUGUGACCAACACUUCGAAUUUCCAAACGUGCUAAGCCUAAGACGAUCAUCCCUUUCGCUCCUCACACACCUCUCCCACUUACCUUCACACACCUUUUGACCUUCGACGAAGGAUGCCUCUAAUAACCAGUCUCCAAGCUGCUAAGACGUAUAAGCGUCUAGUCGUCCAUCCAGCUACGAGUAAUUUACAGGGAGUCUCCGACAUCAUCUUUUUUGAUGUGCCGAAGAGCCAGACGGUUUUGGCAUUUAAACGUGCUCUAGUUAAGGCUACUUACAAGAAGAAAUCCAUCUUCCUCAGCUUCUUGGUCCCGCUUUUCAAGGGAGAUAACGGCGCCCAAGGAAGACGAAUCCCAACAUCAAGAUGGACCCCUCGACCCAAUGCACCACAAUUAAAGACUGGAACACCACCUCGUGCUAGGUAAAUGAAUGAAUGAAAAAGUAGUUCUAAUCUGGUAACGAAACUCUGGCCUACGACUUCCAAGGCCGACGACUGGCAGUCUCUGCAUCUGUUGCAUGAAGGCCGCGAACUGUUGGAUAACCAUCAGUUGGGUGCCUACACGACCCACAAGAAAGACGGCAUGAAGUUAAGAAAGUACUUGUACUACACAUCAGGAGUCUUCUACUAGCAUGGGUAUCUACUACAACUUGUGUGUUACAAGAAAAUUUAACAUCAGACUAGAUCGGCAUAAUCAUCUGUCUUGCCUAUGUCAUGGGUUUUGAUGUUGUGAUGCUUCAAAUUUUCAUCGUACAACUGCUAUAAUUACAUACAAGUUGUGUGUCGGUGUCGGUGGCAGUGUGUCACUCUUGAGUCUUGUUCACAGGCUACUUUACCAUGUUCUUUAAUUCUGUCGGACUGUCAAAAUUUAGAAUUUUCAAGUUUUUUUGGAUAGUAACUGAUGGACGUGGUCGAGCUGGUCUUCAGGUAUUGUUGUACAUGUUGUAGGAGGUGUAGUAUUCUUCAUUUCCAGCACUGUUCUCUCCGCUUCACAGCUUAUUCUUGCGGACUGUCAACAUUUAGAAAUCUCCAAAUCCAAAAGUGAGAGUGUACUACCACUCUCACUCUCUUGUUACUUUCGAAUACUUGAACGACCUCCAGAAUUAUAUGCUGCACAUGAUCUUCAAGCUAGGAGGUGUUUGUCCUUCGACCUAGAUGAAGAUCUACCUGCUCUAACGUCACUGUAUCUCCUGUACAAGCCAGGAAGUGGUAAACUUGUGGCGACGAAGUCGCCAAGCGGUGGAGUGUUAUACAUACGACACAGCCUAUACGAGGGAUGGACGCAAAUAUGAUCACGGAGUGACGCAGAAGUCAGAGGACUAUCUCACAUUUCAGUAGUAGUAUAAUUCAUUGCACUUCUAAAACAUAGAAGAAAUGCAGUAGGUCUUCUAAGUUGUAACUUUACUAGAUUCAUCGUACGUGUACGUUAUCGUCUUAACUCUUUAUUUUGCUACCCUGUUCAGCUCCUGACUGGAGGACAGAAAUACGUACAGAAGAUAGAGUCGCUUAUGGUUAGGCGUAGUUGCGAGCUAAAUGGAAGAUAGCAGAACUACGUAGUCUCGACCUAUUGCGCCUGGUGUGACUAGAAGAACCGUUGCAAUCUCUCAUUGUAGACCCUUCAUCCCAUGUGGCAACCAAUUAUAGGAUAAAAAAGAUGAGCAACUCCAUACUUUUGAAUUUUUGUGAAGCUCGUAUUAACGCUAGGAGUGGGUUGUUUAAGUUUACAAAACAGACCAGGGCGAGUAGUUUCGACGGUUGUGCUAGAGCUACAUAAGUGUUUGAUAGAAGUUGCUAAUUGUUUGAAAGCGAGGCAGCAUCUAGUCCUAACGAAAAAAAAAAUAGGCCGGAGGAUCGGGGUGAGAAACAGGGGGACUCGACUUGCUUGAUUUAUUGGGCUGCUUCAGGAUUUCGCAGUACCCCGGAAAUUGCAUCUCUUGUUUCUUCUAGGGGCAAAAACAUUCUACUUAAUAGGGCUAAAGACAUACCAGGUAAAAAAACAUCAUACUAAAGUCAUCGAGAAGUUGUCUGCGAAAACAAAAACAAGAUAGGUGAAUCAGGAUGGUACGUUUGUCGUUAGGAGUCUAGUUUGUAGUCAGCCGAAUGCAUAGGAU
Amoebophrya sp. A25 is the source of this 3141-nucleotide messenger RNA. Lineage: Eukaryota; Dinophyceae; Syndiniales; Amoebophryaceae. The record is from the annotation of a GenBank genome assembly.